Malus domestica (apple) is the source of this 549-nucleotide messenger RNA. RefSeq lists its product as uncharacterized. The record is from RefSeq and is a predicted model, not a curated record. Lineage: Eukaryota; Viridiplantae; Streptophyta; Magnoliopsida; Rosales; Rosaceae.
AUGUUUUCCAUAGGCCCUUAUGCAUACGAGACACAGUUAGUGUCACCACCUGUAUUCUCUACAUUCAACACUGAACCAUCUACUGCUCCAUUCACUCCCCCUCAUGAAUUCGUUCAGCUGACUACACCUUCAUCCCUUGAAGUGCCAUUUGCUCAACUUCUGUCAUCUUCAUUGGACCAACAACGUAGAAAUAGUAGUAACAGCCAGAAGUUUCCACUGUCCCAAUACGAAUACCAGCCUUACCAACAAUAUCCGGGAAGUCCAGGUGGUAAUCUCAUAUCACCAGGAUCAACAAUAUCGAAUUCAGGAACAUUUUCUCCGUUCCUGGACAGACACCCUAUGCUUGAGUUUCGCAUGGGGGAAGGUCCCAAACUCUAUGGAUUUGAGCAUUUUACCAAUCAUAAGUGGGGUUCAAGGCUAGGUUCUGGAUCAUUGACGCCAGAUGGUGGUGCGGGGCUGGGUUCCGGGCUAAGUUCUGGAACAUUAACACUAGAUGGUUAUGAGCUAGGUUCAAGGCUAGGUUCCGGAUGUUUUGUUGGAAUAUAUUAG